Messenger RNA from Orussus abietinus, 947 nucleotides. RefSeq lists its product as uncharacterized. Lineage: Eukaryota; Metazoa; Arthropoda; Insecta; Hymenoptera; Orussidae. The transcript is spliced from 6 exons. The coding region runs from base 17 to 805 and encodes 262 amino acids. The record is from RefSeq and is a predicted model, not a curated record.
CAAACUGCGUUUGAUAAUGGAGUUGGAUCCUGUGUAUACUUUUGUUCCUCUCGCUUCAAAGAUUUAUUGUGGAAAUGACGACAAGGCUACUCGAGAAUACCUUAAUAAGUGGGGCCUGAAUGGAAAUAUCAACGUACAACAUUUUUCGUUUAACGAACCCUUUCAGUCGUUUCACAAGCAUCACUUAGCCGAAGCUUUUUUUAAAAGUGACGUCGUCGCUAAGGAAUUAAAGACAAGACGGGGCAAUUCAUGGGUUGUUCAAGGGAUAACUGCAUCAUCCGUUGAAUUGAAGAGUGUACCAUGUUCCGUUCUCGGUACAUCUUUUUUUGACAAAUUAAAAGAUCCAGAGAAUAACGUCGUUUACGAAUCUGGUAACAUACGCAAGAGAUAUGAUUUAGAAAUUGAUGGCUUUCUCAUAUCGGACAACCUUAGAGGAAUGCUCCUGGACGAAGAGUGCGACGAAUACAACUUGUACACCGAGAAUGAGCGAGAGGAGUUUAUUUUUCGUAUUUUCCAAAUGCUAAUUUUAGGAGGAACAUUGUGUCAAUACGAAGAUACGGUGAAACCUUACCUUGAUAUUACGAAAAAUAUUUACAAGGAUCUUAUUAGAGUUCAGAAACAAGAAGUUUCGGGUGACUUGUCAAUCGCUACAACGGUUUUGGAGGUGAUAGUAAAAAAUCAGAACGGACAUGCUUACUUUCCCACGGAACCAUAUGAGAAACAAAACAUUGGAUUUUUAUUAAUUGAUGGAAACAGUCGAGAAAUAACGACAUUCGUGCACCAAUUUGGUGGAUUCUCUUGGUGAUUUUCUUCUCAAACGAGGUUCCUUCCACGUUUAUACAUUUCACAAGAUGAAUGAAUUACACUUACGUAUAUAAAAUUUAUUGAACAAGGUAACAAGGCCGUAACUGUAUAUACAGACUUCGAAAUAUACACUGUAUACGAUA